UCAGCUACAAGAACCUUCUCAAUUCCCUUCUAGCGCUUCGUCUUCAUUCUUCCCUUUCUAGAACUUCCCUCCAAACCGAGGGGGUUAAAAAAGGAAAAAAAAAAACCUACUCUUUCUCAAUCCUUAUAGCAAGUUCAAUAAUGGCGGAAGAGCUCAGGCUGGACCUAGAGGAGCUGAAGCAUCUGGAGACGAUCGCCAAGAGACCUCGCGUUCUCUCUAUUCUCUCCUCCGAGAUUCGAAACGUCGAUGCGAAGAUUGCGAAGGCCAAUGCUCAAGCGGCAUCGUCAUCGUCAUCGGCAUCGAUCGGAGGCGCUUCGAGUGCUUUGAAAUAUGUAACUAUUGAUAAGUUCAGUUGGGAUCAAGACGAUGAUAAAAUUAAGGUAUAUGUGUUCCUUGAAGGCGUGGCGGAAGAAAAACUGGAGACAGUUUUGAAGCCUAUGUCUGUGGACAUAAAAUUUCAUGAUGUCCAAGGGAAUAAUUACCGAUGUAGCAUUCCCAAACUGAACAAGGAGAUUGUUCCUGAGAAAUGCAAGGUGUUUGUUAAGCCUUCAAAAGUCAUCAUCACACUUUACAAAGCUUCUAAAGGAAACUGGUUAGACUUGCAUUUCAAAGAAGACAAGUUGAAGCCAAGCACUGACAAAGAUAAAGACCCGAUGGCUGGAAUAAUGGAUUUGAUGAAGAACAUUUAUGAGGAAGGUGACGACGAUAUGAAGAGGACAAUUGCGAAGGCGUGGACAGAUGCUAGGUCUGGAAAGACAGCCGAUCCACUAAGCCGUUACGCGACGUAAUCCUCUCUUUCUGUCUAUUUUGGUUCAUUUUCUUUCGUUAAAAAAAAAAAAAGGUUUUGCGCGUCUCUGGAUUAAGGUUGGGAGCCAUGAUAUGUAAAUGCCAUAUUUAGACAGCAGUAACCUAAUGCGUUUUAGAAUUUGUAGUUCGAUGAAUGUCAUAGGAGUUGUCAUGAGUUCUGUUGGUGUAUCAGUUCGAAGUGUUUAUAGUGAAGAGGUCUUUCUCCUUUUUUUUUUGUA
Molecule: messenger RNA, 1025 nt
Organism: Asparagus officinalis (garden asparagus)
Lineage: Eukaryota; Viridiplantae; Streptophyta; Magnoliopsida; Asparagales; Asparagaceae
Product: calcyclin-binding protein-like
Exons: 5
Coding region: 141-788 (215 amino acids)
Molecular function (GO): ubiquitin protein ligase binding; tubulin binding; S100 protein binding
Source: RefSeq, a predicted model, not a curated record